CCGCGGGUGACGGUGGCUUUCGCCGUUCGCGCCCCCUCCUCCCGCCGGGGCAGCCUGAUGCCACGUUCCCUAUGAAUUAUUUAUCGCCGGCCUAAAAAUACCCCGAACUUCACAGCCCGAGUGUAAGAGAUUCCUGCGGAGGGGAGGGGGCCCGAGCGGGAUCCGCCGGAGCGGGGGCAGUUAGUCUUGGAGGAGCCAGAACUCGGGGCCCCCACAUAUGGGGCAAGAUGGAGGGGCAGUGUCUCUCCUAGCGUCUGGGUUCAGGUUUUAGCCAGGCAGGGGAGAGGGAGGAAGGGAGGGAGACCCGACGGCAGGGGAGGGGCCACUUGUUAAGGGCAGUGGUCCAGGGCCUCUGCUCGGGAGUCUCUCACCAAGGGACAGGGGUGGCCCCUGGGUCCAGAGCUCCAGAUCUGGGAGAGGUGAUGCAUCAGUGUCCUGUAUUUGAGGAGCCUGCCAGAGAUGUGGGGAGCUCCCGGGGGACAGAAGGGUCCUAAGUGUGUGGAGGCCUGAGGCCCUUUAGUAUGCAGUGUUCCUGGGGACUGACCACUGUGACCCUCUCCCUUAGUCUUUUUGGGACCCAGGUGUUUAACAAACAUUUCUAUAAUGGCCACUUGUGAAGGAAAGGAGGCCAGAGUGGGUGAGCAGAGGGCUCUAAGACAACGUCACUGCUCUCAAGGAGCUCCAGUCCGGUGAGGGAGGGGACAUCUUGCUGGGUAACUUCCUGCCACAUGGCACAGUGGAGAGGUCACUGCAGGAGUCCAGCUUAUAGUUCCCAGGGUGUGGUACUGGGGACAGAGCUGGUCAAGGCAGGAGCCUAGGCAGGUUGGACUCUAGAGGACAGUAGAAUUUUGUUAGGAAGAGAGUGAUCCAGCCAGGGGAAAGAUAGGAUCCAGGCUCUACAGGGACAGUGGGCCUGUGUGGUCCCUGGCUGGGCAGGGCUGGAGGUCCGUGAAAGAGAAGACAGUAGGUUGGAGCCGAGUGGGGGCCCUGUACCUGAGACUAAGGUGUCCGGACUUCAUUAUGGGCAUCAGGGAGCAGCUGUCCUGCUUGUGGGGGGGCACUCAGGGGCAGAGGAAAGUUUCAGCAGCCCAGUGGGAAAGGAGGCUGGGCAGGAGGGAGGUCAGAUGAGACGGAGGAGGCCAGGGGAAGGAGUGGCUGGGCCAGGGGCUGCAUGCCACCUGGUGACCUAGUGAGACUCAAGUCUCUCUCUCCCUCCUUCCUGUAGUGGGGACUGAGCCACAUCCCCAGCUCUUUUUAUCGAUUUAUUUUAUUCUCUGAUGUUAGGUUAGAAAGAUCCCAGUACCAGUGAUGGACUGGGAGUCAGCUCAGGGUUCCACGUGCUCCGAGCCCUAGGCAGGUUGGGGCUGCCUCACUGCUGGGGAGAGCUGCUCCUAACUGAGCCAGUGGGAAGGGUCGUGGUGGUGAUAUCCAGUGCCGAGGAGGACGCAGGACAGUGUCUGCCGGGUUGAGCCAUACAGGGGAGAGUCCCGGGGUUGGCUCUGUGGCAUAUGUUCUGGUGAGGGACAGAUAGAAGAUCCCGUUUCAACUGUAGAGGGGGCUGGGUGGGUGUGGACUGUCACAGUGCUCCCUUCCUUCAUCUAGCUGAGGGGCUGUCACCCACAGGAAAGCAGGGAGUCUCUGCUGUGAGAUAGAGCCUGUGAUUAGCUCAGGCAAGAAAACCUGGCUCAGAGGGGCUGGGUGACUGCCCCAAGAGCCACACAGGUGCUCUAUCAGAUCUGGGACUUGCAUUCAGGUCUGUCUGACCUUGAACACCGUGACACACACCACACCUUGCAUGCAAUGCACUUGAACACCUUGCUGGCAUGUUCAGUGCCCCAGCCUGGAAGGCUGGGUUUCGCAAGGCUGGGCCUUUCUCACUGAACAUGCUGUUAAUGGUAGAAUGGGGGGCGGUGAGCCGCUGUCCUGGCCCCCAUUCUCCCCCAGCCCUUGCCCCUCCACUGACUUGGGGGCACUCAGCUAACCUGUCUCUUUCUCUGUCUCUGUGUCUGUCUGCACUUCUCUUUGUGGAGGGAGGUGUCUUCCCCUUCCCUGUCCCUGUCUGGAUAUGUGUCCUCUGCCCCUCACCCUCAUCUCUUGUUUGUUUGUCCAUCUGCCUCUCUCCGUGCCUAUCCUGGUGUUUCUACAGGACCCUCCAGUGGACAUGGGUAGGGCCCUGGGGCCAGCCCUGCUGCUUGCCUCGCUCCUGGGUGCCUGGGCAAGGCCGGGCCCAGGGCAAGGUGACCAGACUGUGACAGUGGCUGUGGUAUUUGGUAGCUCAGGGCCACCACAGGCCCAGGCCCGCACCCGCUUCACCCCCCAGAGCUUCCUGGACCUGCCCUUGAACAUCCAGCCACUCACUGUGGGAGUCAACAACACCAACCCCAGCAGCCUCCUCACCCACGUCUGUGGACUCCUGGGUGCUUCCCGUGUCCACGGCAUCGUCUUUGAGGACAACGUGGGCACUGAGGCAGUGGCCCAGCUCCUGGACUUCGUCUCCUCCCAGACUCACGUGCCCAUCCUCAGCAUCAGCGGGGGCUCUGCUGUGGUCCUUACCCCCAAGGCCUCCUCAGAUGGUCGGGCUGCGGACCAGGGAUACAGGGUCCACUGGGGAUGUGAUCUGAUGCCGGGCCUUUUGCGCAAUUAA
This is a messenger RNA of Fukomys damarensis (Damara mole-rat), 2644 nucleotides long. Its product is annotated as glutamate receptor ionotropic, NMDA 2C-like. Lineage: Eukaryota; Metazoa; Chordata; Mammalia; Rodentia; Bathyergidae. The coding region runs from base 2066 to 2644 and encodes 192 amino acids. The transcript has 2 exons. The record is from RefSeq and is a predicted model, not a curated record.